Molecule: messenger RNA, 4091 nt
Organism: Asterias rubens (European starfish)
Lineage: Eukaryota; Metazoa; Echinodermata; Asteroidea; Forcipulatida; Asteriidae
Product: polypeptide N-acetylgalactosaminyltransferase 13-like
Exons: 10
Coding region: 425-2590 (721 amino acids)
Cellular component (GO): Golgi apparatus
Source: RefSeq, a predicted model, not a curated record
GCUGGCAGCAUCGUUUGUUACACGCACUACCCACCCACAGUAGCAUUGACUGAUUGUGUGGACCCUAUUAGUAUUAAUGCAAGUUUCCGUUUUAAAAAAUCUGCAAAUACACGUGCUCAGUGUUAAGGAAAUAGUAUAAGUUUGUGGAACCAGUGUGUAGUGUUUGCAGUGAGGAGAAAUUUGUUAUCAGUGUGUGAAGUCUGCAGUAAGGAGAUGAUAGUAAUCGGUUUGUGGAACUAGUGUGCAGGGUUUAACAGUAAGAAUGUCUUAUGUUUGAAAAACUUCACCGACCCAUGGUACUGUUUGCCCGUAGCCCAGCGACUGUUGUCUUCAAGUGCGAGCUAAGCAUGGAACAGAUAACUCGUUAAACCUUUUACCAAUGCGGUGAUUUUUGCUUUGAACUUUGCUCUGAAAUCGUAUCACCAUGAGGAAGAAUUUUCUCUCCUGUGUCAACUUUAUUCUACUGGUUCCAUUGUUCUGGUUACCGCUGUAUAUGUAUUUACAUUUCGGAUACAACUCAUAUAAUGCAGGAGAGGUUCAUCCUUCUGCUUCUAGAACGAGUGGUAAUGCUUUCGAGGUCCAAGAAACGGACGCUGGAAUAUUUGAUCAGUUUGGAAGACAAGGUAAAGAGAACCAACGGGCGAUCCAUGCGGUGGAUGUGGCAGCAAUAAGCAACGACGAUUUACCGGGAGCAGACGAUACCCUAAAAUGGCGGAAAACGAAGCGUACGGAUUCGGCACAUUUGCAUAGCAACAGGGAAGUUGUCUCGCCAGUUAAGCUCACCGUUAAGAGAAAAUCUGGAAAGGAUGCUCUUGGAGAUCCAAUGAUUGGGGAAGAUUUUGCAGAUAAUAAAUCAGUUUUUCGUCACUUGAAAAGAACGUUCGGUUCAUCAAAUAAGAAAACAUUAAAGGACAUCAGUUCAUUCAAUCGCGAUGUCUUAGACAGACAUCAUCCAGAAAAGAACUUCACUGUUACCCAUGUUGACACGAGAUUACCUUAUGAAAAACCUGUUUACCGUUGGUCGAAGGAUGGGCCUGGAGAAAUGGGCAAAGCCGUGCCCCUCACACCGGAAGAGCAAUACAACGCCGACCUGACCUUUGACCUGAACAGAUUCAACGUUGUCGUGAGUGACAGGAUCGCACUAAACCGUACUCUGCCUGACGUCAGACCGCCAAGGUGCCGCAUGUUAAGAUAUCCGAAGUACCUCCCCAGGACCAGUGUGAUUAUCGUGUUCCAUAACGAGGCUUGGAGUACACUUCUUCGGACGAUAACCAGCGUCAUCAACCGGUCGCCAUCUUGGCUGUUGCAGGAGAUUAUUCUCGUAGACGAUGCCAGUGAGGUGCACUGCGACUGGUUGCAAGAGCCGUUGGAGAGAUUCGUAACGGGUCUGCCCGUCCCAAUCCGGGUGGAACGUCUGGGUACGCGACAAGGGAUCGUAGCCGCCCGUCAUGUAGGCGUGGCUAUGUCUAAAGGGGAGGUAUUGACUUUCUUGGACUCUCAUUGUGAAUGCACAAAGGGAUGGCUAGAACCACUACUGGAAAGGAUAUCUAAAGACAGAACACGUGUAGUGUGCCCAGUUAUUGACUCCAUCAGCGAUACCACGUUUGAAUACUCGAUGGUCCACGGUAUGGCCCUGCUUGGUGGUUUCUCCUGGCUACCAGAGUUCCUGUGGACUGAAGCAUCAACCAGGGAGCAGCUCAGAGUCAAUUACGAUGUCAACUCACCACUCAGGACCCCGACCAUGGCCGGUGGUCUGUUCUCCGUGCACCGUGAAUUCUUCAAUCACCUUGGCGGAUACGACAAGGGAUUGACGAUCUGGGGAGGUGAGAAUCUACAACUAUCAUUCAAGGUUUGGCAGUGUGGUGGAUCUAUAGAAAUCGUGCCCUGCUCCCAUGUUGGUCACAUCUUCCGUACAGCCACGCCCUAUGUCUUUCCCCUCGGUGCCGAGACCACGAUCCUCCAUAACAAUCGACGCGUGCUGGAGGUUUGGACGGACCCGUUCGUCAGGGAGUUGUUUCUCGCAAUGACUCCGGCCUACCGCACCGUGGACUACGGGGAUGUCACCGGGGAAAAGGCGACGAGAGACGGCCUGGGUUGCAAGAGCUUCCGGUGGUACCUCGAUAAUGUAUACCCGGAACAUACUUUGCCCUUGGAUUUCCAAGCCCUUGGUGCAAUAAAAAAUAUUGGCGUCAACGUGUGCCUGGACGUGAUUGCCUCGCGGAAAGACGGCAAAAGAGGCGAGGAAACCGACGCAGCCUUAGAACUAUGCCACGGCAACGGCCCUGGACAGGUGUUUGCUUAUAACCCAAAGGGCCAAAUACAACAUGAUCGUCUGUGCUUAACUGCACAGCACGGCAGUCGAGCUGCAUUGCUUAGUAUCUGCAAUCGUGACCAGACAACUAAUGCAAAUCAACGCUGGAUUUACAAGGAACGCUCGAUCAUCAACGUGGCAACGCGUAAAUGCCUUGAUGUUAAACCCACAGGGCAUGAUGAGCGAAACCUGUUCCUAGCGGCUACCAACGAUUGCGAUCGUGGCGCCCUGUCGCAACUAUGGACCAUGCAUAACGUUACGAUACACGGCUUCAGCUGAGGAUUAGACUGGUCCCCUGAAAGAUAGGUAAUGGCUUUGUACGUAUACGCAUGUACGACGGACUAAACUGCGAAUCUCCCGAACCACAAGGCCAUGUGAAACUAAUGGGAGGUCGAAGGUGCUAAAACGCGAUCUAUACCGUAUUUCACGAUCCUUGAAAUGAGGCGUCAGAUGUUCAGGCUGAGGAUCAUGAUCAGACUUGUCUACGUGUUAGUGACAGGCUUCCGCUGUAAUAGUGACUGUGUGGAUUGGUUUAAUUGUGAGCUCAUUGAAACCCAAAGCUAGGGCUCGAUUAGGAAAAGUAUCGAGUUUGACAUCAGCAUUCUGUUUAUUAAUAAUAAUAAUAAUAACAAUAAGACAUUUGUAAAGCGCCUAAUGCAAAAUCCUCUAAGCGCAUUAAAGAAACAACAAAAUAAACAAUUAGAGAAAGAUACAAGAUACAAAUAGGCAAAUUACAGCACAUGGUGAAACCACUCCACGAACCUUUAUGGAACAAAGUUGUGCAAUUACAAUGUACAUGCGUGUGCGAUGUACUAGACAAGAUGUCAGUACUAACAGGUGAUGAUUUUGAACUGGCGAGCACUGAAGUAAUGCGACCAUCUCGGGUGAGGUGCGAAAACCAUCCAUAGACUCAGGCACCAAACAGUUAGGGGUGAGCCUUGCAUUUUUGUUCUUCUUCAAAAUAGGCUAAACAAACUAUGAAAUCACGAGGGGAUCAGCCUUACAUUUAAGCUCAAAAAAGAACAAAAACUAUUAAAUGUGUAAAACUUGCAUUUUUGUCGAAAAUAAGCAAAAAUGGAUAAAAUCACAAAAGAAGCCUUAUCAUUUUUUUGGAUAAAAUCACGAAGGGUAAACCUAACAAUUGUGCCAAAAAAGGGAAAAAUUGAUAAAAAUCACGACGGCUACCCCCUGCAUUUUGACGAAAAUUUGCAAAACUUUCAAAGUCACAAGCCUUACAAUUUGGUCGAAACUAGGCAAGACAUUUAAAAAUAUCGCAUCCAAAUUUUUUGAAUUUUUUACCCCUUGUGAUUUUAUCAUUUUUUGCCAACUUUUGGCACAAAUGUUAGGCUUACCCCCUUGUGAUUUUUAUCAUUUUUUGGGCUAUUGUUGGCAAAAAAUGCAAGGAUUACCCCUUCUGACUCAAUCAAAGCCUUUUUUUUUCGGAAAAAAUUAAGGCUUACCCCUUUUGAUUUUGUCAAUUUGUUGCCUAUUUUCGGCAAAAAUGUAAGGCUUACAUUUCGGCAAUGUGUUGCUUACCCCUUGUGAUUUUAUUUAUAAACUUUUUGCCUGUUUUGACAAAAAUGUGAGGCUUACCCCCUGUCAAUCAAUCAAAUUUUUACCUUUUUAUCUGCAAAAAUGUAAGGUUUGAACCUUGUGAUUUCAUCAAUUUUUUUUGCAUAUUUACGGCAUAAAUGUACGACUUACUUACCUCUUGUGAUUUAAAGACAGUGUACACUAUUGGUAAUUGUCAAGGACUAGUCUUCUCACUUUGUGUAUCUCA